AUGUUCAGAGGUAAAGAAGAACCUCAGUGGACAAAGAAAGCUCAAGGAGUACAGAAGAAGAAUGAAUUGCUUGUUUCUCAACAUGUUGACUCCAAAGACAUCCCAGCCCAAGAGAAAACAGAUAAAGGGCAGGAAAGGAGCAACUGUGCUGUGUGUGGUAAAACCUUUGCACACAGGGCAGGCCUUUAUGCUCACUGGAAAACCCACACAGGGGAGAAACGAUUUAAAUGCUCUGAGUGUGAGAAGAGCUUCUAUGAGAGCACAAAACUAAUACGACACCAAAGGAUUCAUACAGGGGAGAAACCAUAUACAUGUUCAAUAUGUGGAAAGAGUUUCAGUAAUAGUGCUUACCUCACUACACAUAGAAGAUUCCAUACAGGAGAGAAACCAUACAAAUGUUCGGAGUGUGGAAAAAACUUCAGCAUGAGAACAAGCCUUACUUCUCAUCAAAGAAUUCACACAGGGGAGAAACCCUUUAAAUGUUUGGAGUGUGGAAAGUGCUUCCGUCGGGGUGAUCUCCUUACUUUGCAUCAAAGAAUUCACAGAGGAGAUAAACUGUUUACAUGCUUAAAGUGUGGAAAGAGAUUUUGUGACAAAUUAAGCUACAAGAGUCAUCAGAGAACUCACAUAGGGGAGAAGCCUUUUAAAUGCAUGGAGUGUGGAAAGAGUUUUAGUCAGACUUCGCAGGUUAAAUCACAUCGAAGAAUCCACACAGGAGAGAAACCAUUUAAAUGCUCGGAGUGUGGAAAGACGUUCAAGUGGAGUACACACCUCACUUCCCAUCAAAGAAUCCACACUGGAGAGAAACCUUACAAAUGUUCAGAUUGUAACAAGGGCUUUUGUGAAAAAUCAAGCCUUAAGAAACAUCAGAGAACUCACACAGGAGAGAAACCAUAUAAAUGCUCAGAGUGUAGUAGGAACUUUUGUGACAAAUCAAGCCUUAAGAAACAUCAAAGGGUUCACACAGGAGAGAAGCCAUACAAAUGUGUAGUCUGUGGAAAGAGCUUCCGUGCAAGUACAAGCCUUACUUCCCAUCAGAGAAUUCACACUGGGGAGAAACCGUAUCAAUGCCUGGAGUGUGGGAAAAGCUUCAGAGCAAGCACCAGCCUUACUUCACAUAAACGAGUUCACACUGGGGAGAAACCGUACCAGUGCACUGAAUGUGGGAAAAGCUUUGGUGAGAAAUCCAGCCUUAAGAAACAUCAGAGAAUUCACACUGGGGAGAAACCAUAUAAAUGCACAGACUGUGGAAAGAGCUUCAGUAUGAGCACAAGCCUAACUUCCCAUCAAAGAAUACACACUGGGGAGAAACCGUACAAAUGUUCAGAAUGUGGGAAAAGUUUCUGCCGGGGUGAUCUUCUUACUUUACAUCGAAGAAAUCACACUGGGGAAAAACCAUUUAAAUGCUUGGAGUGUGGGAAAAGCUUCAGUCAGAGUGGAGGCCUUACAUCUCAUCAAAUAAUUCAUACAGGGGAGAAACCUUUUGAAUGCACAGAGUGUGGGAAAUGCUUUCGAUGGCGUGCACAUCAUACUUCCCAUCAAAGAAUUCAUGCAAGGGAGAAACCAUAUAAAUGCCUGGAGUGUGGGAAAUGCUUCAGUGGGAGUUCCAGUCUUACUAUCCAUCAAAGAAUUCAUACAGGGGAGAAACCAUAUAAAUGCCUGGAGUGUGGGAAAAGCUUCUCUGAGAGUGGAAAACUUACUUCCCAUCGAAGAAUUCACACAGGGGAGAAACCGUAUAAAUGCCUGGAGUGUGGGAAAAGUUUUAGUCAGAGUUCACAUCUUCAUAGUCAUCAGAAAAUUCACACAGGGGAGAAACCAUAUAAAUGCCUGGAAUGUGGAAAAAGUUUCAGUCAGAGUUCAUCCCUUCGUGUUCAUCAGAAAAUUCACACAGGGGAGAAACCAUAUAAAUGCCUGGAGUGUGGAAAAUGCUUCAGUCAGAGUUCAUCCCUUCGUGUUCAUCAGAAAAUUCACACGGGGGAGAAACCAUAUAAGUGCCUGGAGUGUGGGAAAAGCUUCACACGGAGUAACAGUCUUAGUUCCCAUCAACGAAUUCACACAGGGGCCAAACCUUACAAAUGCCUGGAGUGUGGAAAAAGCUUCAGAAGGAAUAACAUUCUUACUUUGCAUCAAAUAAUUCACAAGGGGGAGAAACCAUAUAAAUGCCCGGAGUGUGGGAAAAGCUUCAGAUGGAGUUCCAGUCUUACUUUCCAUCAAAAAAUUCACACAGGGGAGAAACCAUAUAAAUGCCUGGAGUGUGGAAAAACCUUUAGGCACAGUGGAAGCCUUAACUCUCAUCAAAGAAUUCACACAGGGGCCAAACCUUACAAAUGCCUGGAGUGUGGGAAAAGCUUCAUCAAGAAUUCCAAUCUUACUUCCCAUCAAAUAACACACACAGGAGAGAAACCAUAUAAAUGCCUAGAGUGUGGGAAAAGCUUCAGUCGCAUUGGAAGCUUUACUUCCCAUCUAAGAAUUCACAAAGGGGAGAAACCAUAUGAAUGUCUGCAGUGUGGGAAAAGGUUCCGUCAGAGUGCACACCUUACUUCUCACCAAAGGACGCACACAAGAGUGAAUACAUAUAAAUGCCUGCAGUGUGGGAAAAGCUUCGCUGACAGUUCCAGUUUUACUUCCCAUCAAAGACUUCACACAGAGAAAAAACCAUACAAAUGCCUGGACUGUGGGAAAAGUUUCACUUACAGUUCCAGUCUUUCUUUCCAUCAAAGAAUUCACACAGGGGAGAAACCAUAUAAAUGCCUGGAGUGUGGAAAAAGCUUCAGUCGCCAUGAUUACCUUAAUUCACAUAAAAGAAUUCACAAAGUGGAGAAACCAUAUAAAUGCCUGGAAUGUGGGAAAAGCUUCUUUCGGGGUGACCACCUUACUUCCCAUCAAAGGAUUCACACAGGGGAGAAACCAUAUAAAUGCUUGGAGUGUGGGAAAAGCUUCUCUCACAGUUCUGCUCUUACUUCCCAUCGAAGAAUUCACACAGGGGAGAAACCAUACAAAUGCUUGGAAUGUGGGGAAAGCUUCAGUCAAAGUUCCAAUCUUACUUCCCAUCGAAGAACGCACACAGGGGAGAAACCAUAUCAAUGCCUGGAGUGUGGGAAAAGGUUCAGUCAGAGUUCGCACUUUCAUGUUCAUCACAAAAUUCACACGGGGAGAAAUCAUAACUGCAUGGAAUGUGGAAAACGCUUCAGGCAGAACAGAGACCUUACUUUCCACCAAAGGAUGCACACAAGGGAGAAACCAUAGAAAUGCCUGGAGUGUGGGGAAAGCUUCAACCAGAAUGUGCACCUUACUUGCCAUCUAAGAAUUCACAAAAGGAAGAAACCGUAUAAAUGCCUAGAGUGUGGGAAAAGCUUCACUGGCAGUUCCAGUUUUACUUCCCAUCUAAGAAUUCACAUAGGGGAGAAACCAUACAAGUGCAUGGAGUGUGGGAAAAGCUUCACUGACAGUUCUGCUCUUACUUCCCAUUGAAGAAUUCACACAGGGGUGAAACCAUAUAAGUGCAUAGAGUGUGAGAAAAGUUUCAGUCAGAGUUCACACCUUUGUUUUCAUCAGAAAAUUCACACGGGAGAAAAACCAUACAAAUGCCUGCAGUGUGGAAAAAGGUUCCAUCAGAGUGCACACCUUACUUCCCAUCAAAGGACACACACAAGGGAGAGGAAAUGUGUCACAUAUUCAUGGUUUUAA
Messenger RNA from Gekko japonicus, 3687 nucleotides. Its product is annotated as zinc finger protein 493-like. The record is from RefSeq and is a predicted model, not a curated record. Gene Ontology annotation, molecular function: DNA-binding transcription repressor activity, RNA polymerase II-specific. The transcript is spliced from 3 exons. NCBI's taxonomy places the organism in Eukaryota, Metazoa, Chordata, Lepidosauria, Squamata, Gekkonidae. Gene Ontology annotation, biological process: negative regulation of transcription by RNA polymerase II.